AUGCUCCAAGAAGUCUCUUCACUAGUAGAGCUCGCUAGAGACCAUGCAAUUUUAGGGUUCUAUCCUGAAUCUCUAUCAAUGUUUGAGCAAGCCAUGUCUCUUGUAAACUCAGCUUUGAAAUCUCCAAAUGACCUUGAUCCAGGUAGAAAUUGAAAUAAAAUAAAAAAUGAUCUAAAUGAAGAAUACUCUACUGUGCGGCAGUUAAAUCUUACUUUGACAAGACUGCGGCCUUUAUCAGGCAUUUCACAGCCUCAGCAGCAAGUUGUACCUUUAAGUCGCCAAGAGCUGAACAACGGAUUUCCUAUAGAAAUUUCAAAUAAUCAUUAUAGAGGUCCCGCAGAACUAGGGAGAUUCAAAGGAUUGCCAUUUAGCCAUCAUAAAGCUAGAGAUCCUAUAGAAAACAUUGAAGAAAUAUGCCAUUUUAUGUAUAUGCUCAUAAUAAAAAUAGAACUAUUUAUAAUCAAAAAAACAGUUAAAAAAGUAUAAAAGUCUCUGACUCUUUUUCUGAGCUUCCAUCUAUUUCAGAAAGCUCAAUAAGACGAAUCCCUAAUCCGCCUAGUAAGCCUAAAACUAUCCCUAAACCUCGAAUUGGAAACACAAAUCCUAUCCCUAAACCAGCUCGACCAUUUAAGCCUCCAGCCAAAUUAAAUCCUCCUACAAUUCCAAAAUCCCCUUCAUUUAGCCACGAUCUAAGCUUAGAGCUGUCACUAAAACCUCGAAAGUCUUUUAUAGAAAGCAUUUAUCCAGAUGGGCAAGGUCCAGACUCCCAUUUAAUUCAGUUAAUAGAGCAAGAAAUUAAUGACAGCAGCCCAGGGGUGUCACUAGAUGAAAUUGCAGAGCUUGACGACGCCAAAUCAAUCCUUAACGAGGCCAUUCUGCUGCCUUCUCUUAUGCCAGAAUUUUUCACAGGCAUUCGGAGACCGUGAAAAGGGAUUUUGCUAUUUGGUCCUCCAGGAACAGGCAAAACAAUGCUUGCCAAAGCUAUAGCGUCAAUGGGUGGGACAACUUUUUUCAAUAUAACCUCAUCGUUUCUUAUAUCAAAAUGACGAGGAGAAAGUGAAAAAUUGGCUCGGCUGCUAUUUGAAAUGGCCAGAUUUUACGCGCCUUCAAUUUUAUUUUUUGAUGAAAUUGACUCUAUUAUGUCAAGACGAAAUUCUGAUGACCAUGAAGCUUCUAGGAGGCUUAAAACUGAAAUAUUAAUACAAAUUGAAGGAAUUUCUACGUCGAGUGACCCUUUAAAACGAGUUAUUGUGAUGGCUGCUACAAAUAGGCCAUGAGAUAUUGAUGAAGCUAUGAUAAGAAGACUGGAAAAAAGAAUUUAUAUAUCGUUGCCAAGUGAAGAUGGCAGGAGAAAACUGUUUGAAAGAAAUCUAACUCGUCAUGAUUUUUUCCGCUUUAGUUAUAAAUAAAGAUUUAAAAGCUCUAUAAGGCCGUCCCUAAAUUUUUUUAAACUUUCUAAUUAUAUAAAUACGCUAUUAAAUUAUUUAAUUUUUUUUUUAUUAUUAAUUGAGAGAUUAAGUGAAAUUGAAUUAGGACCAGACAUAGACUGGGAAUAUCUAGUCAAAAAAUCCAAACAAUACACCGGAGCAGACAUUUCAUGUGUAUGCAGAGAUGCCGCUAUGGAGCCCUUACGUAAAUUAAUAAACAAAGCUACAGCCCAAGGCCAGCCAAUUCAAAGCCUCAUAGACAUCAAAUUACCUCCCAUUACAAUGGAAGACUUAAAAGAAGCCCUAACCAGGGUAAAAAGCUCAGUCGACAAAUCCUCUCUCGAAGAAUUCAAAAAUUGGAUGAAAAGCUUUGGCUCUAAUUAA
Molecule: messenger RNA, 1811 nt
Organism: Blepharisma stoltei
Lineage: Eukaryota; Ciliophora; Heterotrichea; Heterotrichida; Blepharismidae
Source: the annotation of a GenBank genome assembly